Molecule: messenger RNA, 794 nt
Organism: Salarias fasciatus (jewelled blenny)
Lineage: Eukaryota; Metazoa; Chordata; Actinopteri; Blenniiformes; Blenniidae
Gene: mrpl22
Product: mitochondrial ribosomal protein L22
Exons: 7
Coding region: 32-658 (208 amino acids)
Biological process (GO): translation
Cellular component (GO): mitochondrial large ribosomal subunit; ribosome
Molecular function (GO): structural constituent of ribosome
Source: RefSeq, a predicted model, not a curated record
UAAACAGAAAGAAGUGUCGUAAACAUACAACAUGGCUGCCUCCUUGACAGGACGCGGUGUCGCUUUUAUCCGGAGUAUAUGCGGGCAGUUUCCCUGCAGGUCCCCGGCCCCGGGCCCGGGCCCCCAGCAGCUGUGCCGUCUCCACGCCGGCGCCGGGCUGCAGGCCCGGAACUGGGAGAAGAAGAACCUGCAGGUGUUUCCGCCGCAGCGUCCGGACGAGGCCCGGCGGCCGGCGGAGGUCUUCCACAGCAGGAGGCAGAUCAAGUACAGCAAGGACAAGAUGUGGUACCUGGCCAAGCUGAUCAGAGGGAUGAGCGUGGACCAGGCCGUCGCUCAGCUGCAGUUCAGCGACAAGAAAGGAGCCCGAAUCAUGAAGGAGGUGCUGCUGGAGGCGCAGGACCUGGCGGUGAGGAACCACAACGUGGAGCACAGGUCCAACCUGUAUGUGGCCGAGUCCUUCUCCGGGAAAGGCCAGUACCUGAAGCGGAUCCGGUACCACGGCCGCGGCAUGUUCGGCAUCAUGGACCGGGUCUACUGCAGCUACUUCGUCCGGCUGGUGGAGGGCGCCGCGCCCCGGGGGGCGGGGCCCAGCCGCCUGGACCGGGCCCAGGACCACGUCCACAAACUCAAGAACCGCACCAUCAUCCACAGUCUGUGACCGGCCCGGUCCAGGUCCUGGUCCCGGUCCAUGUCCCAGUCCCGGUCCCAGUCCCGGUCCCAGUCCCAGUCCCGGUCCCAGUCCCGGUCCCAGUCCCGGUCCCAGUCCAGGUCCCAGUCCCGGUCCAGUCUGUGUU